AUGGCUGCAAAGGACCAAACCCAAAACACAGAAGAGGAAUUCAUGGAUGAGGAGACUAUGGCCGAAGCGAUGAGUGUUUUGGCUGGAAGCGACGCCGAAAACUGCUCUUAUCCCCAGGGCUAUGUAAAACGACAGGCAGUAUUUGCAUGUAGCACUUGCACCUCUGAGCCCAAUGAGCCUGCUGGAGUUUGCCUGGCCUGUGCCAACAAAUGCCACGACGGCCACGACAUCAUCGAAUUGUAUACAAAGAGAAACUUUCGCUGCGAUUGUGGGAAUAGAAAGUUCGGAGAGUUUAAGUGCCAGUUAAUUCCGUCCAAAGAUCCAGAGAAUGUAAAUAAUAAAUACAGCCACAACUAUUAUGGCCUCUAUUGCACAUGUGACAAAGGGUACCCAGACGAAGAGGGUCAGAAUGGCGAUGAGAUGAUUGAGUGUGUCAUAUGUGAAGACUGGUAUCAUCCACAGCAUUUAGGUUGCACUGUGGCUGAACCCAAAGAGCUGGAGGAGAUGGUCUGCGAGCGGUGCAUGAAUAAAGCUCCUUUCUUAUGGACCUAUGCAGAAUCCUUCUCCCUGGCUGCUAUAGGAAGUCAGGAAGACGAAGACGUGGAUGUGGAAGAUGACAAGACAGAAGCCUCGGCCUCCCCUUCAACCAGCCAGACAAAUGUGCCACGAGAGGUCACAGAAAGUCCUAGUUCUACGAGGAAACGCAAGCGAGAGGAUGAGGCGGAUGUUUGCUCUACAUCUCGCUGCAGACUUCAGGAGCUGGAGAGCCGGGCAGCGCAGAGGCAGAGGGAGGGAGCAGUCUUCUGGCCUUCUGACUGGCGCUCACAGCUCUGCACCUGCACCAGCUGCAAGAGGGCUUAUGUAUCUGCGCAGGUGCAUUUUCUCCUGGACCCCUCAGACACACGGGCAGCGUAUGAGAGGAAGGGUUUGGAGGAGCCUUUCGGAAGAUCUGUGCUCUCCACCUUAAUGGGAUCAAUGAGCCACACUGCACAGCUGGAGAUCCUGUAUGGGUUCCAGGAGAUGCAGUCAGCAGUGGCAUCUUUUCUGCAGCCGUAUGCUAGCAGUGGAAAGGAGGUCACGGCGGAGGCAAUAAGACAGUGCUUUGAAGAACUAACGGAGAAAAGACGUAGAGCCAAUGAGAAAAAAUGA
Messenger RNA from Knipowitschia caucasica, 1149 nucleotides. The record is from the annotation of a GenBank genome assembly. Lineage: Eukaryota; Metazoa; Chordata; Actinopteri; Gobiiformes; Gobiidae.